Messenger RNA from Xenopus laevis (African clawed frog), 2028 nucleotides. RefSeq names its product thioredoxin interacting protein L homeolog (gene txnip.L). NCBI's taxonomy places the organism in Eukaryota, Metazoa, Chordata, Amphibia, Anura, Pipidae. Gene Ontology annotation, biological process: protein transport. Gene Ontology annotation, molecular function: ubiquitin protein ligase binding. Gene Ontology annotation, cellular component: cytoplasm. The record is from RefSeq and is marked provisional.
GUGGGACUUGUAACCAGUGCAAGAGCUUUGCAGGGUUGGAACGUUCACACCACUGAAUUGAAACUAAAAGCACUUUCUUCCUUGUGUGAUCCAUAUCCAGGGACUAUUAUUCAUUCAUUGUCUGUCAGGUUGCACGCAGCAGCCCAACUGUCAUUACAAGCAUCUUUGGACUAUCCCUAUUUGCCACCAUGGUUGUCUUCAAGAAAGUCAAGUGCUUUGAAGUGUCUUUCACCGACCCCCAGAAGGUUUACUGCGGUGGGGACAAAGUAACGGGCAAAGUCCUGGUGGAGGUGGCGGAGGUGACCCGGGUGACGGCGGUGAGAUUGUUGGCGUGCGGGGUGGCCAAGGUAUUGUGGUCCCAGAACUGCAAGCAGGAGAUGGAGUACCUGAGAUACGAGGACACCCUGCAGGUGGACGAUCAGACCUUAGAUUCUGAUGGAUCUGUCCUUAUGAGGCCAGGCAACUGCUACGAAUACAAAUUUGGAUUGGAGCUGCCCCAAGGUCCUUUGGGGUCAACAUUCAAAGGAAAGUAUGGUUCUGUCAAGUACUGGGUCAAAGCUUUCCUCGAUCGGCCAUCCCAUCCUCCCCAGGAAGUAAAGAAGUCCUUUCAAGUCGAGGACUCUGUGAACGUUGACACUCCAGAUCUCAUGUCACCAGUGUCAGGCAAAAAGUACAAGAAGAUGACGUGCAUGUUCAUUCCUGACGGCCACAUCUCUAUGAGUGCCUGCAUUAACCGCAAGGGAUUCUGUGAAGGUGAUGACAUCUGCAUCUCUGCCGACUUCGAGAACACCUGCUCCCGCAUUGUUGUCCCUAAAGCGGCCAUUAUAGGCAAGCACACCUACCUGGCCAAUGGUCAAACCAAAGUCUUCACCCAGAAAUUAUGCAGUGUGAGAGGCAAUCACAUCAUUUCCGGCAUGACAGACUCGUGGAGAGGGAAAAGCAUCCGAAUACCCAAAAUCAAGCCUUCCAUCUUGGGAUGUAAUAUCCUGCGGGUUGAAUAUUCCCUGCUGGUCUAUGUCAGCGUCCCUGGUGCCAAGAAGAUCAUUCUCGACUUGCCCCUUGUCAUAGGCUGCAGCUCUUCUGGAAUGAGUAGCCGCACCUCUAGCAUGGCAAGCCAGGCCAGCUCUGAGAUGAGUUGGCUAGAACUGAACAUCCCAGGGACCCCAGAAGCCCCUCCAGGCUACCUGGAUAUUGUCCCUGAGGAUCACAGACUGGAGAGCCCUACUACUCCAUUGUUGGAUGAUUUGGAUGGAGCCUGUGACAGCCCUAUCUUUAUGUACGCUCCAGAGUUUAAAUACAUGCCUCCUCCAACCUACACAGAGGUCGAUGUCAACAAAAACACCUGUGUGCAGUAAACCAAACAUCAGAAGCCACCAAGAAUGUCUGUUCUUUUAUGUUACGGUUCUGCGCAUAACUAGUGUUACACAGUGGCAUUGUGGUAGCUGUAAGUGGCCUUUUCUUCAAGGGCUUGGUUCAGGAGUUUGAACCAAGGACAAGGAAAUACUUUGACACUUGCCUUAAACCUACAUCACCUGAUGAUGUGCCAAGAAGAGAAAGAGUUGUCUGUUUCCCACCAUACAGUAUGUGGACAGGAAUCUGUGGCCAACGGUGGAUGUGAGGACAUUGAAACACACCUAGUAUUUGAUGCAAAUCGGGUUGAUAAUUAAGCCCUAAAUCUAAAAGAUGUCAAUGAAAAGAGAACUUUUCCCCUCCCUGCCCUCUUAUUUAUAAGUAAGGGUCUAAGGAUUUUAAUUGACUAUAGAAUGCUUAUCUACUACCUGUUUCUACUGGUGCCUUUUUCAAGUAGGGCUAUACAAUCCCGCCAGAAAGCAUUCCAGUGAGGGCAUUAGCUCGGAGAGGACAGAGAUGGACAAUAACUUUACUGGCCCUUUAAGGGUUUAAUUAUGGGAACGAGGUAAUUGAGAAAAUCAUGAACAGCUGGCAUUUAUACCCUACAAAUCAAAAAUCUGUUCUUUUUAAUCUAGUAGAGAUCAUUGUAUGCUAAUGCAUGUGUAUCUCCAAAAAAAA